CUCGUUCGCACCCUUCCUUUUUCCAAACAUGCAUUUGAUGGAUGGCCAUUGGUUUCAUUCUCCUGUGAGGUUUGAUUCGCCGGCAACGGGCAGAUCGUGGAGCUCGAGCUCAAGGAACCCUGCCAUUCCACAAGGAGAACGGCUUCUCAAUCGAGGUUUCUCAGCUAUUCGUGCAAGGGCCUCCAAGGCGGCUUUGGUUACAGGCUUCCUGGGUGCAUUCAGCCUGAGGGCGCAAUCUCGGCGUUUGCGGGCAGUGCGUGUGCGGGCUGGUCCAAGCUCCACUGAAUAUGACGUCAUUGUCAUAGGUGCUGGUUUGGGUGGCCUUGCCUGUGCUGCAGCUUUGGGGAAGGCUGGCCGGAAGGUCCUGGUUCUGGAGGCCCACUCUGUAUGUGGGGGAUGUGCACAUUCAUUCACUCGCAAAGCCCCUGGAGGCGGUGAAUACGUCUUCGACUCAGGGCCUUCGAUCCUUACAGACAUGGGGAAACGAAAUCCUUUGCGAUUGGUGCUGGACUACGUUGAGGCCAGUGAAUAUUUGGAGUGGAUCCAUUAUGAUGGCUGGGGGAUGCUGACGCCCGAAGGCCCUUGGCGCCUCGAAGUGGGCAAAGACAGCUUUCGAGACAAGGUAUGGGGUGGCAGCAGAGGAGUUCGACGAGGUGACCGAUCUCUACACGGAUUUCUGGGUCAUCACUACGAUUUGUAUUGUUGCCUCAUAGGCGUCACACCCACUCCAUCAUUGACCUUAUCAGAUGCUUCGUUUUAUUCCCUUCAAGUGGAUUUUUCACUUCUCAGGUUGUGAAGGC
This is a messenger RNA of Durusdinium trenchii, 800 nucleotides long. The record is from the annotation of a GenBank genome assembly. Lineage: Eukaryota; Dinophyceae; Suessiales; Symbiodiniaceae.